AUGGCAACGAGGCCUGUCGAUAGGAGCCACGCUGUGUGCUGCGAGCUCAAUGAGAUCAGCGAGACUAGCCGUGCAACCAGAGGGCUCGUCUCCUCGCUGACUGCGCUCGUCAACACCAUCUCGGGCGGCGAGCCGCCCUCAGCACCUCGCCGGCGUGAGCAGGAGUCACUCGAUGCUGGCGAUGUGCUGGCGGGCCUGCGAACCGACUUUGAAGAGAACGAAUACCUCUGGAGCGGUCGCAUCACGGCGGAGCUAUACGACGAGGACUGCACCUUCACGGACCCGACGCUCUCCUUCGCGGGUCUGAGCACCUUUGAGCGCAACCUCGCGAACCUCGACCCGUGGAUCGAGCGAUUUGUCCCGCCCACCGCUCGCUCGGUCGAGCUCAAGUCGCUGCGCCUUGUAGACGACGGUGCGGCGGUCGAGGCGGAGUGGCGGAUGCUGGGCGACCUCGCGCUGCCGUGGCGGCCGAGGCUCGACCUCGGCGGGCGCACGCGAUACACCCUCGGCGGCGAGGGUGGACGCAUCUCUUCCUACGACGAGGCGCGGGCCAGAGAGAGAUGGCACAGAGAGGCGUGGGCGAUCACUCCGAGCGAGGCGCUUUGGAUGCUCGUCCGGCCCUAUCGGGGCGACGGCGGUGAGGGCUGA
This is a messenger RNA of Emiliania huxleyi CCMP1516, 648 nucleotides long. RefSeq lists its product as hypothetical. The record is from RefSeq and is a predicted model, not a curated record. NCBI's taxonomy places the organism in Eukaryota, Haptophyta, Isochrysidales, Noelaerhabdaceae. The transcript has 2 exons. The coding region runs from base 1 to 648 and encodes 215 amino acids.